AUUUAUUGAACGCUCUAGAUCUAGCUCAUUUAAACUAAGUCUUGCUUUACAGUAUAUAUUUGAAUACGCGUCAUCAAGGUGACGUCAUAUAAAUGAGCCGCGCCGUGAGAAGGCCGGCGGGGUUCUUUUGCGACCGGAUCGGGUCCGGGCCGGCCUUCGCGUCCGGGCGGUCUGGUCUGGCUCUAUGCUGUUCAAUUUCAAAGCCUGUAACAAUUAGAGAAACCGUCAGCGAAAGAAUGGGUCCUGGGCGGGCUGGUCUGGGUCGUUGCGGGUCGCGGGGCCACUGUGUUGUUUUUUUUUUCUUGGCGCGGCUCAAAUAAUAACUAUAAUAAAAACAAAAACAUCAACAGAAAACAUGGUAGCUUUACGAUCUGAAUUCCUCUAAACUGAAUAUUAUUUUUUUGUUUUGCUUUUUUCCAUAACCUAAACAAACUGAGCAUGCCUCCACGAAAACGGGCCCGGACAUCACAAAGAGCUCCACAUACAUCAUCAUCGGAUGGAAACAAGGAUCCAUCGGAUCAAGCAACACCGAAAUCUGGCCAGCCAAAAAGUCAACAAACACCACCGUCACCGCCGAAUAGGAAACGUCAGCAGACACAGCCGGCACCGCCGAAUAGGAGCGAAGGUCACGUGGACAGCCCGGGACAAUCAGUUAAGCUGACCAAUGUUUGGAUAAUAGGGUCCUCCCUAAUAAAAGGAGCGUACCAUAGACUAGCCUUUAGACCGGAUGGCAACAGUUUAGGUUUGCAGUGUACAAACAUCGGAAGGUUUCAAUGA
Mercenaria mercenaria is the source of this 777-nucleotide messenger RNA. RefSeq lists its product as uncharacterized. The record is from RefSeq and is a predicted model, not a curated record. NCBI's taxonomy places the organism in Eukaryota, Metazoa, Mollusca, Bivalvia, Venerida, Veneridae. Bases 439 to 777 code for a protein of 112 amino acids. The transcript has 2 exons.